UGCAGCUAUAAAGAGACGUGACUGUGUGGACAUGCACUCCUGUUCUCAGGGGCUUUAUUUCAUAUUUUCUAAUUAAAUAUUCGGCACCAUGGCCUGCAAACAUACACUUCUUUAUACCGGAUUACUGCUUUUCAUUUCAGCGCAUUUGUCUUUUUCUUAUUCAGAUGAAGAGCUUGAAGCGAGCUACUGGAACAACCAGGCGAGGGAUGCUCUUCACAGCGCCCUCAAUGCACAGCGGAAUUUGCACCAAGCCAAGAACCUCAUCAUGUUCCUGGGGGAUGGUAUGGGAAUCACGACGGUGACUGCUGCAAGGAUCCUUAAAGGACAGCUGGCAGGAAAAUCGGGGGAGGAAAGCAAUCUGGUUAUGGAUACUUUCCCUCAUGUGGCACUGUCUAAGACGUACAAUGUGGACCAGCAGAUGCCAGACAGUGCUGGCACAGCAACUGCAUACUUAUGUGGUGUGAAAGCAAACUAUGGUACCAUUGGGGUCUCUGCUGCCACCCCAAGGUACAACUGCAGUGCUUCCAAAGGGAAGGAAGUCAAGUCAAUUCUGCACCGUGCUAAGCUAGCAGGAAAAUCUGUGGGAGUUGUCACCACAACUCGAGUGCAACAUGCCUCUCCUGCUGCAACCUAUGCUCACUCUGCAAACCGAGGCUGGUACUCCGACUCUGACCUAACCGAAGAGGCUGUCAAAAAUGGCUGCCGGGACAUCGCCUACCAACUGGUUCACAACACAGAGAUAAAUGUCGUUCUUGGUGGAGGCCGUCAAUACAUGUUCCCCAAAACCAUGAAGGACCCAGAGUAUGCAUCUUUUACAGGAGAUAGGAAUGACGGACAAAAUCUUGUUGCAGAGUGGUUAAAAAACAAAGCGAACGCAAAAUAUGUUUGGAAUAAAAAGGACUUUGAUGCUGUCGACCCUGCAAAUACAGACUUCCUGAUCGGCCUCUUUGAGCCCAAAGAUUGUCGCUACGAGUUAGAACGUGAUCCAGCCAUGGACCCUUCCCUGACUGAGAUGGUGGAAAAAGCAAUUAAAAUUCUCAGCAAAAAUCCAAAGGGAUUUUUCCUCUUUGUGGAAGGUGGGAGAAUUGACCAUGCUCACCAUGCAGGACAGGCCAAAAAAUCCCUCCACGAGACGGUAGAGUUUGACCGGUCCAUCGGACGAGCCGCUGAGCUUACCAGUGAGCUGGACACCCUGACUGUGGUCACUGCAGACCACUCCCAUGUCUUUGCCCUCGGAGGAUAUUCAGGGAGAGGAAACCCAGUUUUGGGGGUGUCUCGAGUACUAGCUGAUGACAACAAACACUUCACCAUGGCUAGUUAUGGAAAUGGACCAGGAUACCAGAUUGCCAAUGGCACUCGCCCUGAUGUGAAUGAAACUAUCUCAACGGGUAAUGAUUACAUGCAACAGGCCCCCGUACCUCUUGACUCGGAGACUCACGGCAUAGAGGACGUAGCCAUUUUUGCUAAGGGCCCCAUGUCCCACAUCUUCCAUGGGGUCCAGGAACAGAGCUACAUCGCUCACGCCAUGGCUUAUGCUGCCUGCCUGGAACCCUACGUGGACUGCAAACUGCCCCCACCCAGCCACGCUUCACCACUCCACCCCAGCCUGCUGCUCGUCCUGCUGGGUCUCCUCCUCCUCUCCCUCUGCUCCGUCUGAGAUAACAGCCUCUAGGGAAUUAUUGUCCUGACCUUGAAAAAACUUGUGCUUUCUGAUAUUUUGGUUGAAAAAUAAAUUAUUUUCCAUGUUAUCCUUCCACUGUGGAAUUACGAGCUGUAUAGUCGCACAACUUUGAGAUCACUGCCGUUAAUUUUCUGUUGUUUGGAUUACCUUUUUUAUUAUUAAAAUGUUUGUGUUAUUAUGAAGCCAA
Molecule: messenger RNA, 1868 nt
Organism: Cheilinus undulatus (humphead wrasse)
Lineage: Eukaryota; Metazoa; Chordata; Actinopteri; Labriformes; Labridae
Gene: alpi.2
Product: alkaline phosphatase, intestinal, tandem duplicate 2
Exons: 11
Coding region: 89-1657 (522 amino acids)
Biological process (GO): dephosphorylation
Cellular component (GO): plasma membrane
Molecular function (GO): alkaline phosphatase activity
Source: RefSeq, a predicted model, not a curated record